AGAAGGGCUGACACGAAUGGUCGGGCUGAGAGAAUGGUAGUGUUGAUCCUGUGCAAGUCAGUUUAAAUUCAUAUAUCUGCAAAAAGUAUUUUGGCUAGAGGAAUACAUACUCUUCUAUUCAAGAGUAUCAGGCUGCAGUAAAUGUGCAGUUUUGGGCUCUCAAAGUUAACCCAGGAGUAUAUUUGCAGAAAAGAAGCGCUAACAAAGGAAGCGCAGAGGUGCUAGCCAGUUAGCUAGCAAGCUAGCCAGUUUGGGAAGAAACUGCUAAGAAAAGUAUGGCCGGACGAAAUGUCUUCACAAUGGAUUAUACCAACAUGAGUCGGAUGCUACUAUCGACGUUUUCUCUGCUAAUGAUUGGACUUUGCGGGGUAAGUGGACAGUAUGGCGACCGGGGAAUGUCAAUUCCAGAACAUGGGUUUUGUCAGCCGAUUUCCAUCCCACUUUGUACGGACAUCGCUUAUAACGAAACCAUCAUGCCAAAUUUGCUGGGGCACACGAAUCAGGAAGACGCCGGGCUUGAGGUGCACCAGUUCUACCCGCUCGUAAAAGUUCAGUGCUCGCCCGACCUCAAGUUUUUCCUGUGCUCCAUGUACGCGCCCGUGUGCACGGUCCUGGAGCAGGCUCUUCCCCCUUGCCGUUCACUCUGCGAGAGAGCGAGGCAGGGCUGCGAGGCGCUGAUGAACAAAUUCGGCUUCCAGUGGCCAGACAGCCUGGCGUGCGAGUCUUUCCCCGUCCACGGAGCUGGCGAGUUGUGCGUGGGACAGAACAUGUCCGAUAAAAGCACCCCGAUCGACCCAACGCCCGACGUGACGGAGCCCUCGAACGACAACAGGAACGUGAAAGGGCAUUUUAGGUGUCCGGCCGCGCUCAGAGUUCCCGGUUAUUUGAACUACCGCUUUCUCGGGGAGGACAAUUGCGGGGCUCCGUGCGAGCCCUCGAAAUCUCACGGAAUGAUGUAUUUCAGCCCGGAUGAGUUAAAAUUCGCCCGGAUUUGGAUCGGAAUCUGGUCGGUUUUGUGUUGCGCCUCCACCUUGUUUACUGUUCUGACCUACUUGGUGGACAUGAAGAGGUUCAGCUACCCUGAGCGCCCCAUCAUCUUCCUGUCUGGCUGCUACACAAUGGUGUCCAUAGCCUACAUUGCAGGAUUUCUCCUGGAGGACAAGGUGGUGUGCAACGAGAAGUUCGACAACGAGAUCAGGACUGUCGUCCAGGGCACCAAGAAGGAAGGCUGCACCAUACUGUUCAUGAUGCUGUAUUUUUUCAGCAUGGCGAGCUCCAUUUGGUGGGUGAUCCUGGCUUUGACCUGGUUUUUGGCGGCGGGGAUGAAGUGGGGCCACGAGGCCAUAGAGGCCAACUCGCAGUACUUCCACCUGGCCGCCUGGGCCGUGCCGGCCAUCAAGACCAUCACCAUCCUGGCGGUGGGGCAGGUGGACGGCGACGUCCUGAGCGGGGUGUGCUUCGUGGGCAUCAACAGCGUGGACGCGCUGCGCGGCUUCGUCCUGGCGCCCCUCUUCGUCUACCUGUUCAUCGGCACCUCCUUCCUCUUGGCGGGCUUUGUGUCCCUCUUCCGCAUCCGGACCAUCAUGAAGCACGACGGCACCAAGACGGAGAAGCUGGAGAAGCUGAUGGUGCGCAUCGGCAUCUUCAGCGUCCUCUACACCGUGCCGGCCACCAUCGUCAUCGCCUGCUACUUCUACGAGCAGGCCUUCAGGGAGCAGUGGGAGCGCAGCUGGAUCAGCCAGACCUGCAAGACCUAUGCCGUCCCGUGCCCGUCCCACUACACCCCCCAGAUGAGCCCCGACUUCACCGUCUUCAUGAUCAAAUACCUCAUGACUCUCAUCGUGGGCAUCACCUCCGGGUUUUGGAUAUGGUCGGGCAAAACGCUCAAUUCCUGGAGGAAGUUUUACACGAGACUGGCUAACAGUAAACACGGGGAAACAACAGUGUGACCCUCUGGGACACUGCUGACUGCCCCUCCCAAACACACACACACACUUUUUUCUGAACUGAAGAUGAGCUUUUUUUUUUUUUCGUGAGAGACACGAUGUGAGAGACACUUUCUGCCGUAUCAUUUUGUUGUAAAUAAGCCUUUUGUGAGAUUUUUGUAAGUAUAUAUUUGUAUUUAAAGAACACGAUUCUCUCCUUUUAAAAUCAUUUUUACAUAUUUUGGACAAAAAGAAGAAGGGUACUGACUCAUUUUUCACCCGAGAGUUGAUAGUAUCGAUUGUCUGGAUUUUCUUCAUUUGGACACUACUGGGAGACUUGUUUAUACUUUUGUGUCCUAGGAUCACUUAAUGUGACCUUAACUUUGACUUGGAAAUGUGUUUUUAGGCAACCUGUUAAAUGGCUUUCUUUUGGGUCCUAACACCUUCUAAUAGAAAGCAAUUAAUCUGUGUUCACUUCUUUUACAGUCAUAUGGAAAGAGGGAUUUGAACCUGUGAUCUUGCAGUUAUUCUUGUAAUAAAUUAUACCUGUUUGCACGGGUGGUAUACAGCUAGACUAAUGUGAGUGGAUUUGGACUUUCCCCUCAUACCAGUCACUAAUAUUAAAAUAAUUGCGCUCUAACUAAUGCCAAAGGCUUUAGUGCUAUAUUUACUGUAUGUCAUUAAAUGAAAGCACACGUCAUUUGGGGCUAAACUCAUAUGCAUCAUUUAUAUUAAUCAGACCCUUUGGAACUAAAGUCAAAGUACAAACAUGGCAAACUUCAUAGCUGCUGAAAUGGUUCAUACCUGUAACUUGGAUCUCAUUGUCCUUAGUAUAAUUGUGAGUUGAGUGCCUUUUUGUUUCUUUUAUGGCCCUUUCAAGGAAGUGGCCUACUUAAGUCGGACCUGUCUCAGAGAUGGUAACCGUUGGUCCAGUCGAGGUUGUUUUUAAGGUGUUGCCAUGACAGCGGAAAUAUUAAACCAGAGCCAUGCAAAAGUGUUUAAAGGUGACUUCAAACGCACAAUGAAAUCAGCUUAAACUAAUGAAAAAUAAUUUAAUACCCAGUAAUUCCUUUCUUACUCAGAGGAACUGCCUGAAUAGACAUGCUACAACCAAAAACGCUCCUCUUAAUUAAACAGUGUUUAUUUUUAGAUUUGGUUAAUUUCAAUAGGACAAAGCCUUGACUGUUAACUGUGUGGUUUUGUCUAGGGACUGAAAAAUGGAUAAAAAUACAGUUAUUUUAAACCAGUGGCAGUUUGGAAGUCAUUUAUUAUUGUAGUUAAUUAGAAUCCCCCUCUCAGUGCUGUUUUUUGGGUGGUAUUGUGAUACAGGAAUUUAAUUUAUUGGACAAAGAGCGAGUAUAAAUUUUUUUUCCAUGUAAACUUUUCACCUUUGAUGGGCUUGAUCAGUUGAAGAGACUUAGAGGCAAUAUGUUUCAUGAGUAAGGUUCUUUCAGCAAGUGUAGGUCAUUUUUAGCCUAGUACUACCCAUGGGUCAGCCAGUAUUGCUCCUGCAGGCUUUUGAAGGCAAUGAAGGGAACAGUUUUGUCUUCAGAGCAGGAAAUUCAUGUGCCUUGAGUCAGUCUGAUUUAUGGUAUUUUGCCAAUUAAGUCUGAGUAAUGAAUUUGAACAAACUUUGUUUUUAUUGAUUCAAAUGCAAUUUUAAAAUUUCAGUGACCACCAAACCCAUAAUGAAAUGCAAGUUUCUCAUGGUGGUGUGACCUAAUGCAUACAUACAUUUUUUUUUUGUUCAGUUACAGACAAAGCACUGAGCACUGAAGCAUUUGGAUUGGAGUGAAUUUAGACUACAGGCACAUUGGCUCGUGAUUGGAAGGUUUUAGGACCCAAGGGAUGGCCGUUGCUUCUGGGGCUUUGUCCUGAGUAGGCAGACAAAAAUGAACACGUUAGGCUGUUCUUAUAUUAAUUGCCAAUUACCUUUAAAUCAAACUCAUGCUUGAUUUGAUGCCAUGUAAAAAAUGCUUUUGUGAACAGAGUUGGGAUGGUCUAAUGUCACUGCAUAGACACUCUUCCUUAAAUCCUCUCUGCAUGGAUCUGAUAAAAAAAAAAAAUAUUUUUUAAAAAAACGUUAAAGCCUGAAUUAAACUCUACAUUUUCCACAACAUUGAUAUGUUUGUUUUUUUUAUGCGUGUUGUUUUGCUAUUGAAGAAUCCUUUAUAUUUAUAGAAAAUAGGUUUAUAUGUUCCA
Molecule: messenger RNA, 4127 nt
Organism: Megalops cyprinoides (Indo-Pacific tarpon)
Lineage: Eukaryota; Metazoa; Chordata; Actinopteri; Elopiformes; Megalopidae
Gene: fzd1
Product: frizzled class receptor 1
Exons: 1
Coding region: 276-1949 (557 amino acids)
Biological process (GO): non-canonical Wnt signaling pathway; canonical Wnt signaling pathway
Cellular component (GO): plasma membrane
Molecular function (GO): Wnt-protein binding; Wnt receptor activity
Source: RefSeq, a predicted model, not a curated record